UCCCGUCCGGCAGUCGACUCUGGCCACGAAGCGGCCGCCGUGCCCGUCCGUCCGUCCCCGCGACCCACCCCGCGCCUUGCUGCUGUUGGCAGAUAGCGCAACGCAAGGUAGGCGCCCAUGGCCGCCGUAGCAGGCCCCACCGUCCUCCGGAUCCGCCCCGGGGCCGCCUCCCCGUCCGCGCCGGCCUUCUCCGCCUCUCCUCGCUGCCGCGUCAGCUCCGCAGCUUACUCCUAUCCCAAGCUUGCAAGGUCAUCUGCUGUUCAGAGGGUAAAUACAAGUAGGAUGCAGCAUUGGGAUACUCCAAAAGGACAAGCUCUAGGAAGCUCAAGCAGCCACGAUGGACGGUUUCAUAUCAAGCGGUUUACUUCCUUCGCUGCUACGGACAAACAGGAGCCAAUUGCUUCACCUUCCUCAGACACGACGGUGCUAGAGGACACCGAGAGAAGCACUGCAGAUUCCUCUACAUCCGGCUGCUCCUAUUCUAAUGAUAGGGGUGUUGGAAAACCGGGAUUCAUCUCGUUUCAUGGCGGCAGCUCUCAGACGGUAGCUGUCGAGAGUGUGCCACAUCCUGGCAAGGAAGCUUCUAGAUUGGUAUGGUUUGUUGGUCCAACCAUCCUUGUGGCCUUCUUGGUUCUUCCAUCUCUGUACCUGCGCAAAGUACUCGCAGCCGUGUUUGAGGAUUCCCUGUUGACAGAUUUCCUUAUACUGUUCUUCACGGAGGCUCUUUUUUACGGAGGGGUUGGGAUUUUUGUCCUGUUGAUUGAUAAAGUCUGGAGGCCUUUGCAGCAAGUAGCACCUAAGAGCUACAUCUGGUCAAAAGCUAGAUUUUUUCGCAUUUCUUCAGUAACAACAAUGGUUUUGAGCCUGAUUAUACCGCUGCUGACAAUGGGCAUGGUUUGGCCCUGGACUGGACCAGCAGCUUCAGCUACUCUUGCACCUUAUUUGGUAGGCCUUGUCGUACAGUUCGCAUUUGAGCAGCAUGCUCGGCAUCGGAAAUCACCUUCUUGGCCAGUUAUUCCUAUCAUCUUUAAGGUCUACAGGCUUCACCAACUGAACAGGGCAGCUCAGCUAGUGACAGCACUCACCUUUUCUGUUAGAGCAACAGAGGCAACAAAACAAAAUUUGGCUAUUAUGAACUCCUUAGGGGCACUACUGACUGUCCUUCAAAUUCUUGGUGUUAUCUGCGUAUGGUCACUCUCGAGUUUUCUGAUGAGGUUUCUUCCCUCAUCCGACAUUCCAGAUCCUUGACUUGUAGCAGCUGCUGCAGCACAUACACUAGUUAAAACUAUUAGCAUCCCCACUGUAAAUUUAUUCACCUGGAGCGAGUUGACAUGUCUGCAGAGGUUACCUUCGGUUUAGGGUUAAACUGCUUCAGCCGAGGAACUGCCGAAAAAUUGUCCAAUUUGUAGGGCUGGAACUGAAUAAACUGAAAAUAAGAGAGGUGACCCUGUUGGCUCUGUAGGAUGUCGACACAUACCGUUUUAUAUGCUCUUGUCGAUCAAAUACUGGGUUAAUUUUGACUGAA
Molecule: messenger RNA, 1525 nt
Organism: Lolium perenne
Lineage: Eukaryota; Viridiplantae; Streptophyta; Magnoliopsida; Poales; Poaceae
Cellular component (GO): chloroplast
Source: RefSeq, a predicted model, not a curated record